AUGGAUUUGUCCAAUAAUGAUAUAACUAAAUUAGAUGUAAGCGAUUGUUAUGAACUAGAGAAAAUAAUUGUUGCAAAUAAUAGUCUUACUAAAUUACUAAAUCUGCCUAGAGAUAUUAUUAAUCCUGAAAAGCUAACAUAUUUAAGCAUGAUGAACAAUAAUAUUCAUAAAAUUACUUUGAAUUAUUUUCGAAACUUCUAUAACUUAGUAGAAUUAUAUAUAGGUACAGAUGAUAUACUAAAAAUAGAACAAGGUUCUUAUAAUCGUUUUCAUGGCUCUCUAAAACCUUUAAAAAAUUUGAUGAAACUAGAGGUUUUGGAUAUUUCUAACACUGAUAUUAGUAAAGGCUUAAGGCAUUUACCGAAUAGCUUAGAAAAAUUCUAUUAUGAUGCUAAUCGGCCCGGAGCCCAAGUAAAAAGAAUUAAAGAGAAGCUUAAAACUUUUGAAGGUGAUUUGAAGAAAUAUAAGAAAGAAAAAUCAAUAAAACUAUUACGUAAAAAAUCAGUAGAAAAUUAUGAACCAGAAGAUCAAUUGGAAAUUAAUAACUUGUUAAUAGUAGGACGUACCGGCAAUGACGAGAUGUUCGAACAUAAUGAAAAAUUAUAUCGAGUAGUUGAUACAAUAGGAGUGGGUGACAUUAAAUUAUCAAAGAAACAAGUCUUACUAAGAAUAGCCGAAGCUGUCUAUACUAUGAAAGAAGGGAUAAAUCAAGUUUUUUUUGUUGUAGGAAGAAGAUUCACUAAGGAAGAGAUUGAUACUUUUGAGUUACUAAAAAUAGUUAUUCUCGAAAGUAAUAUCAUCAAACAUACUACAAUAAUAAGAACCAAUUUUACUAAUUUUCGGUAUUCUGAUAGAGCUAAAACUGAUCGUCAAGAAAUAUUGGAAGAAAAUAAGGAUCUUGCAGAAAUAAUAAAUUCAUGCAAUGGAAUUAUUCAUAUUGAUGCUCCUCCGAUUAAUGUUGAUAGUGAAGAUCGUUUACGUUUAAACAAAGAAGACAGGAAAGAAUCAAGAAAUAUAUUACUAAAUCACAUAGAGAGUUUUCAUGGAAAUUAUAAACCAUAUAUAAAAACUUGGGAUCAACUUUAUGUAAAGAUUCGUAACUACAUAAAAAUGAAGUAUGAGUUAGAAGAAAUCUUACAAAAUUCGAAUUCUUCUGCGGAGAUCAGUAAAAUAAAAGAUAAAAUAGAAAAAUUAGAAGAAAAAGUUGCCAAAGAAACGGAUUUGCAAUGCGAUGUAGAAAUACCUUUGUUUGCGAAAAUAAAACUUCAUUUUAAAAGCAAAAAUG
Molecule: messenger RNA, 1285 nt
Organism: Dentiscutata erythropus
Lineage: Eukaryota; Fungi; Glomeromycota; Glomeromycetes; Diversisporales; Gigasporaceae
Source: the annotation of a GenBank genome assembly